AUGAUGAAAGCUACAAGUGUAACGAUUAAUACGGACAGUGUCGGUGGGAGUACGGCGGCUGCUGCGCCACCUAAACGUAGCUUUAUUCAAAAAGUAAAUGAUGUAAACAAGAUGGAAUUACCCAAGCUAUUACGCUAUAUGCGUCUAGGCACACUAGUGUCCAUUUACGUGAUUAUGUUUGGUAUUCUCUUUUUACUCUUUGAGUGCCGUCUAUCGCGUAUGGAGACAGCUAUUCGCUCUAAUUUUGGGUUUCUGUACAGCUAUAAAGGUCGUGCUGCGUUUAUUUUCUUUAUUGGGUUCUUGGACUUUGGUAUUGGCUCUGCACUUGCUACACUUGCUGGCUUUCUCAUGUGCUUUAAUGCUUUUAUCAACCUACUCGUCAUGUGCCGUCACCCCGAGUUCAAGUCAACGCUUAGUGCUAAUGCGGACCCGACGGCUGGAUACACUACAAGCAACCAAGAAGCUGUCAGUUUUAUGAGUAAGAACCCGGAGCUUGCAUUGAAAGCUGGACAAUAUGCCUUCCAGCAGGCAGCCCAUACACGUCACUAA
Peronospora belbahrii is the source of this 549-nucleotide messenger RNA. The record is from the annotation of a GenBank genome assembly. NCBI's taxonomy places the organism in Eukaryota, Oomycota, Peronosporomycetes, Peronosporales, Peronosporaceae.